Molecule: messenger RNA, 4209 nt
Organism: Cuscuta epithymum
Lineage: Eukaryota; Viridiplantae; Streptophyta; Magnoliopsida; Solanales; Convolvulaceae
Source: the annotation of a GenBank genome assembly
GUACGUGUAAAAUUGAACAUUCUCACUUACAGAGUAUUACUACUUCCCUUCUUUUUUCUUGCCAAUACACAGAAAAAGGGAAAUGGCAGAAAACGAGUGGCUUAAUGGGUACUUGGAGGCGAUUCUGGAUGUGGGGAGGAACCAAAGUGGCAGAGAGGGGAGGAACCUGAUGAUGGAAAGCCUCAAGCAAACAACAUUCAGCAAGUUUGAUGAAGACAUGUUUUUCACGUCUAAAAAGCUUCUCCAAGUUCACCAGCACAGGAAAGAACUAGGGAAGACGUUUAGCCCGACCCAGUACUUUGUUGAAGAGGUUGUUAAUAGAUGCGAUGAAACCGACAUCUAUAGGACAUGGAUUAAGGUUGUAGCAACAAGGAAUUCUCGUGAGCGAAAUAACAGGCUAGAGAAUAUGUGCUGGCGGAUUUGGCAUCUCGCCCGCAAGAAGAAGCAGAGAGAUUGGGAGGAUGCACAAAGGUUGUUAGUGAAAAGGACGUGUGAGCUGGAUAAAAAGGUUCAUAUAGAUUUGUCAGAAGAUCUUUCUGAUCUCUCAGAAAGCGAGAAGGGGAAAGGGGAAGUCAUCAGUAAAACAGAUUCUCUCUCUCAUAUGCCAAGAAUUAACUCAGAUGCACAUAUAUGGUGUGAUGAAGAUAAACCGAGACAGCUGUACAUUGUUCUGAUCAGUAUUCAUGGGUUGAUUCGUGGAGAAAACAUGGAACUUGGACGAGAUUCUGAUACUGGUGGUCAGGUGAAAUACGUCGUAGAACUUGCCAAGGCACUCUCUAACAUGAAUGGGGUGAAUCGCGUUGAUCUUCUGACUCGGCAAAUAACUUGUCCAGAGGUUGACUCUAGCUAUGGUGAGCCAACAGAGAUGUUGUCCUUCCCAUCUCAUGAUGGUUUUGGAAAUUGUGGUGCCUAUAUAAUCCGAAUCCCCUGUGGGCCACGCGAUAAAUACAUACCAAAAGAAUCGCUCUGGCCAUAUAUACCAGAGUUCACAGAUGGGGCUUUGGGUCACAUAGUCAAUAUGUCAAGAGCUUUAGCAGCAGAACAAGGAAAUGAAGGGAAACCUGUGUGGCCUUAUGUUAUCCAUGGACAUUACGCUGAUGCAGGAGAGGUAGCAGCACGCAUAUCAGGAACCUUAAAUGUACCUAUGGUAUUUACAGGUCACUCACUGGGCAGAAACAAGUUUGAGCAAUUGCUUAAACAGGGGAUGCUCACAGAGGAUAUAAAUGCCACAUAUAAAAUUAUAAGAAGGAUUGAAGCUGAGGAGUUGGCACUUGAUUCUGCAGAAAUGGUGGUCACCAGCACAAGGCAGGAGAUUGAAGAGCAAUGGGGUUUGUAUGAUGGUUUUGACGUACAAUUGGAGAGGAAGCUUAGGAUUAGGAGACAGAGGGGAGUUAGUUGCCUUGGGCGAUACAUGCCUAGGAUGGUGGUUAUACAUCCCGGGAUGGAUUUCAGCAGUGUUAAAUCACAAGAUCUCGUAGACGGUGAAGCAGACCUCAAGGGUUUUAGUGGAACAGGCAAAAUCCAAAAGAAGCCUAUCCCUCACAUAUGGGCAGAGAUUUUGAAAUUCUUCACAAACCCACACAAGCCAAUGAUACUUGCAUUGUCCCGUCCUGAUCCUAAGAAGAACGUUAUGACUCUGCUCAAGGCUUUUGGAGAAUGCCGAGCCCUUCAAGAACUAGCCAAUAUGACACUUAUACUGGGCAACAGAGAUGAUAUAGAAGAGAUGUCAAGUAACACCUCCACAGUUGUCACUGCAGUACUUAAGCUCAUUGACAGAUACAAUCUAUACGGCCAGGUGGCAUAUCCAAAGCAUCACAAGCAACACGAGGUUCCUGAUAUAUAUCGCCUAGCUGCAAAAACCAAGGGAGUUUUCAUCAAUCCAGCUUUUGUUGAGCCAUUUGGUCUCACUCUUAUUGAGGCUGCAGCUUAUGGAUUACCAGUAGUUGCAACAAAAAAUGGAGGGCCUGUUGAUAUAAUUAAGGAGCUUAACAAUGGGUUGCUUGUUGAUCCACAUGACCAACAAGGAAUAUCAGAUGCUCUUCUAAAGCUUGUUGUUGAUAAAGCCCUCUGGCUUGAGUGCCGUAAGAAUGGUCUAAAAAACAUCAGUCGCUUCUCCUGGCCAGAUCAUUGCCUUAACUAUUUAUCCCAUGUCGAGCAUUGCAGAAAACGCCACCCUGCAAAUUUCUUUGAAGUUAUAGUGCCAGCUACUGAAGAACCAAUGACUGAAUCACUAUGUGGGGUUGAAGACUUUUCACUUAAGUUCUCCAUUGAUGCAGACCUUAAACUUAACAGAGAUGUUGAUAUGGAUAACAGAAAGCAAGAACUUAUCAAUGUGCUAACACGGAAGCAAUCUUUGAAUCCCAAAUUAUCCAUUAGCUAUUUCCCGGGAAGAAGGCAAGCACUAUAUGUAGUGGCAGUAGAUUGUUAUGACAACAUGGGAAAUGCUUCAGAGAUAUUAUCUCUAAUCAUCAACAAUGUGAACCAAAUUAGAGGUUCAAAAUCCAGCCAAACAGGUUUAGUACUAAUGACAGGAAUGAGUCUCCAUGAGAUGAAAGAAGCAAUAAAGAAUAGCCAAGCAAAUCUGGAAGAUUUUGAUGCAAUUGCUUGCAACAGUGGGAGUGAAAUGUACUAUCCAUGGAGGGAUAUGGUACUCGAUGAAGACUAUGAAAUGCAUAUUGAGUACCGGUGGCCAUGUGAGAAUGUAAAAUCAGUCAUGACAAGGCUGGCCAAAGUAGAUGCCAGCGGUACUGACAGUGAUGACAUGACUUGCAUUAGCCCAAGCAGCUCCCGAUGCUACACUUAUAUCAUUAAAGCGGGAACCAAGACUCGGAGAGUGAAUGAUCUUCGACAAAGGCUACGCAUGAGAGGAUUUCGUUGCAACACUGUAUACACACAUGCUGGGUUAAGGUUGAAUGUGAUUCCAUUAUAUGCAUCAAGAUCCCAAGCAAUCAGGUACCUUUCUAUUAGAUGGGGGAUAGAUCUUUCCAGAAUAACAGUCUUUGUGGGGGAAAGCGGGGACACUGACUAUGCAGACCUGCUCAUGGGCCUUCACAAGAUUAUUAUUCUACAAGAUUGUGUGGAAUGUGGCAGUCAUAAGCUUCUUCACGAUGAAGAUAGCAUCAAAUGGAAAGAUGUAACAUCCCAAAACAACACAACCAUAGCCGAGAGUUAUGAAGCACAAGUUAUCUGCACAUCAUUGGAGAAGCUAGGAAGCAUGUGAAGUAUAUAUUUUAUUACCUUUUAGAAAAAGGGUAAUAAAUAUUGAAGGGGAUUAGAAUUUGCACCUAAAUUGAUACUGUUUUCAGAUACAUAUAUAAUGGUAUACAAGCGUGUAUAAAAAAUAAAGGUACACAAGCUCAUCAAGUGUAUGACUACAACACAUAGUAAUCACAUUUUUUUACCUGGUAAGCAAAACCACCGAAAUCGGUGGGGCAAAUGCCGGGGAACAUUUGCCGGAUAUUAUAAAAAUGAAGCACAUAGUAAUCACAUAUUGCAAUAACUAUUUUUUUUGCAUUUCCAGUGCAUGUAUUGAAAGCAAUACUUGGGAUACAUCAAAGUAAGAAACAAAAGCUGGUGUUGGGUUUGGUCUCUUUCUUUUCAGAAACAAAUAUUCAGACACAACACAACUCACACAAGCACACAUGAUACUCACAAACGUAUACGCAACAGAGGCAAACAUAUCCUUUUAUUUCAAAUCGUCACGAUGAGUUACUUGUAUUGAGAGAAAGCAUGGUCAGACUGACGUCAGCCAGCAGGAAAGUGCAUAUGAUAUUAUAAAUGCCGGGGAACAUUUGCCGGAUAUUAUAAAAAUGAAGCACAUAGUAAUCACAUAUUGCAAUAACUGUUUUUUUGCAUUUCCAGUGCAUGUAUUGAAAGCAAUACUUGGGAUACAUCAAAGUAAGAAACAAAAGCUGGUGUUGGGUUUGGUCUCUUUCUUUUCAGAAACAAAUAUUCAGACACAACACAACUCACACAAGCACACAUGAUACUCACAAACGUAUACGCAACAGAGGCAAACAUAUCCUUUUAUUUCAAAUCGUCAUGAUGAGUUACUUGUAUUGAGAGAAAGCAUGGUCAGUCUAACGUCACCCAGCAGGAAAGUGCAUAUGAUUUACAGUAAUGUUUUCUUCAGUACUUUCCUCAUCCAACACAAGAGUUCAACUCUAUCUCGUACUUCUCUCCACAUGAACAGUUGAUUGUAUGUGAAAU